UGGUGAUUUUUUUUUGAGUUCUUGUUUGUUUCUCUCUUUGGUAAUUUCGUUCUCUUGGGCUUCCCUAGGCUAUUAGCCCUAUAAAGUCUGUCUUUUUUGGGGCUGUUGAUGUCUAUUUGUAAGACAUUGUUUAAAAUUAAUCCAUUCUCGUUGUUGUUGAUGUGGUUCUAAUGACUUGUUCAAAGUUAAUGAUGAUUAUUUGAGGGUUAUACCUUCUGAUGUAAAACUUAUUUGUGAUUCACACCUAUUUCUUCUGCCACUGCUCUCAGUAAAGUGAUUUAGGUGAAUCAUAAGCAGAUGUCUAGUUGAUCCUCUUUUCUGUUCAUUGGCUAAUUGUCACUGAUUUAGUGUCACUCGGAAUCUACGUGUUGCUUCAUUUGCUUUUUAUUGUCAUAUUAUUCUUGCAAUCCUGCUUUGAUUACCCUUUUUUUAGCUGGGGGUCUAGCAAAAUCAGCCUCUCUACCCUACAAAGAUAGGGGUAAGGUACGAAGGUAUGCAUACAUCUUAACUUCCCAGAUUCCACUUGUGGGAUUACACUGGGUAUGUUGUUGUGGUUGUUGUUGUUAUUCUCCAUAAAUGUUAAUCAAUUGAGUGGAACGAUGUACUGGAAGUAUUUUAGUGUCAAAAUCAAAUGAUUCACUUGAAGAUUGUGCUUCAAUUAGUAGAAGAACAAGCGCAGCACCUAUUGCAACUAUUUCAAGAUAAUUUUAAGCAUUUUUAGAACAUACAACUUUGGUGGUGAAGAAAUGAGCAGUUCUUAUGGAAAAUAGUAAAGAGCAACCGUUGAAUGUAUAUGCAAAGAAGAGGUGGACCAGCAAAAAUCCUCUAAAAGAGUCUUGUUCGGACCUGUCUGAGGCGUAACAUCUUUUCCGAUCUCAUUACCAAAAAAUGAGUGUUAUGAAGCAACGUAUACCAUCCAGCUUCCCUUGCAAUGAAGAACUUGAGGUGGACAAGAUCAGCAACUUACCAGCACAGAUUGUUGACAAAAUCUUGUCUCAUUUGUCACUUAUGGAUGCUGUGAGGACAAGUGUCUUGUCAAGUAAAUGGAGACAUAAAUGGGUUACUCUUCCAAACCUUGUAUUUGACAAUCAAUCUCUUUUGAUCUCAUCCCAAGACCAAACCUUCAUUAAAAAUAAGAUAGUAAACAUUGUUGAUCAUGUUCUCUUACUUCAUUCUGGUCCCAUACACAAGUUCAAGCUUUCUCAUCGGGAUCUUCAAGGGGUGUGUGAUAUUGAUAGAUGGAUUCUCUUUCUAUCAAGGGGUUCUGUGAAGGAAUUUGUUCUUGAAAUAUGGAAAGGACAUCGAUACAAACUCCAUUCUUCAAUAUAUCUUUGUCAAAAGUUGAUCCACUUGGAGCUUUUUAAUUGUCUUCUAAAACCUCCUCUCACAUUCAGUGGUUUUAAAAGCUUGAAAAGCCUCGAUCUUCAGCACAUCACUAUGGAGCAGGAUGCAUUUGAGCAUCUCGUAUCUAGCUGCCAUUUACUUGAGCGGCUUACACUGAUGAAUUUUGAGGGUUUCUCUGAUCUUAAAAUCCAUGCACCAAAUCUCCUCUUCUUUGACGUUGGAGGCGUCUUUGAAGACAUCAAUUUCAUGGACACAUCCAAUCUUGCCAUCGUUUCCAUUGGGUUAUAUGUAAAUCCUGGAUUUGACAAAAAUCUUACUCUAGGCAGUGCUGGAAAUUUGGUCAAGUUUUUUGCUCAUUUGCCUCGUCUUCAAAGGCUCGAAGUACAGAGCUUUUUCUUGAAGUAUCUGGCUGAUGGUAAAGUGCCAGGAAGACUACCUACGCCUUGUGACGAGCUUAGUUUUCUUUCGAUACGCAUAAAUUUCAACCAUUUUGAUGAGUGUCUGGCAGCACUUUGCCUUCUCAGAAGUUCUCCUAACCUACAAGAGCUUGAGAUGCUGGCACGCACUGAAGAACAAAGUACUUCAAGAACAGUUUACAAUGUUACAGAAGAGAAUUACCAGAAUUGUAUGUUCAAUCAAUUGAGGCAUGUUAAGAUUGCUGGUAUAUCUGGGCUUAAACAAGAGCUGAAUUUCAUCAAUUUUCUGCUUACAAAUUCACCUGUUCUUGAAAGGAUGACAGUCAAGCCAGCUUCAGUUGACGGUGCAUGGGAGAUGCUAAAAGAGUUGCUUCGCUUCAGGAGAGCUUCGGUACAAGCUGAAAUUGUUUACGUUGACCCUUAAUUGAUAGAAUAUCUAAGCUGGGGAGCCUGAGGUCUAGUAAGAUCUAGGGGUGUUUACUAUGGAAUUUGACUAUAUUAGUUUAGCAUCUAGUGUAGAAACUGAGCUAGAUUGUCUGAUGAAACUGAUGUUAAAUGAAAGCACCAAUGUGAUUGGCAGUCUUAAAAUUGUACUUGUUCUGUUGAUACAGAGACGACUUCAGAGGGUGGCGGAGCUCUCUUUGUUCUUCUGUAAUGCCAAACCCCAUUAUCGUGUCUUGUGCUCAUGUUGGAAAUGUUGUCAAACUUGUGUUACUAUUGUCUUGGAGAAGGUAGUUGAAUUAAUGUUUCUUUGUAUUGAUUUCUUACAUUCUUGUA
Messenger RNA from Solanum dulcamara, 2537 nucleotides. RefSeq names its product F-box/FBD/LRR-repeat protein At1g13570-like. The coding region runs from base 889 to 2184 and encodes 431 amino acids. Gene Ontology annotation, molecular function: protein binding. The record is from RefSeq and is a predicted model, not a curated record. The transcript is spliced from 6 exons. NCBI's taxonomy places the organism in Eukaryota, Viridiplantae, Streptophyta, Magnoliopsida, Solanales, Solanaceae.